AUCUUCUGCAGUGGCCACAAAUCAGCAAGUGCCGAUCACCUGAACUGGAGACAUUUUCAUGUUAUUGGACUGAUGGAAAUUUUUAUAACCUCACUGCUCCAGGAACAAUACAGCUAUUGUACAUGAAAAGGAAUGAUGAAGACUGGAAAGAAUGCCCUGAUUAUAUCACUGCAGGAGAAAAUAGCUGUUAUUUCAACACGUCCUACACCUCUAUUUGGAUACCUUACUGUGUUAAGCUUGCCAAUAAAGAUGAAGUAUUUGAUGAAAAAUGUUUCAGUGUUGAUGAAAUAGUACUACCUGACCCCCCUGUCCACCUUAACUGGACUCUGCUAAAUACUAGUCAGACUGGGAUCCAUGGGGAUAUUCAAGUAAGAUGGGAUCCGCCACCAACUGCAGAUGUUCAGAAGGGAUGGAUUACUCUGGAGUAUGAAUUGCAAUACAAAGAAGUUAAUGAGACAAAAUGGAAAGAGUUAGAACCCAGGACCUCAACACUGGUUCCACUGUACUCUCUGAAGAUGGGAAGAGAUUAUGAGAUACGAGUCCGUUCAAGACAACGCACCUCUGAAAAAUUUGGGGAGUUCAGUGAAAUCCUUUAUGUAUCAUUUUCUCAAGCAGGCAUUGAAUUUGUUCAUUGUGAUGAAGAAAUUGAGUUUCCGUGGUUCUUAGUUGUUACCUUCGGAGCAUGUGGGCUGGCCGUAACAGUAAUCUUAAUCCUCCUGUCUAAACAACCAAGGUUAAAAAUGCUGAUUUUUCCUCCUGUGCCAGUUCCAAAGAUUAAAGGGAUUGACCCAGAUCUAUUGAAGAAAGGAAAGCUAGAUGAAGUGAAUUCCAUCUUAGCCAGCCAUGACAACUACAAGACACAGCUAUACAAUGACGACUUGUGGGUUGAGUUUAUUGAGUUGGACAUAGAAGACCCUGACGAAAAGAACAGAGUCUCAGAUACCAACAGGCUCCUGAGUGAAGAUCAUCUGAAAUCACACAGUUGCUUGGGAGCGAAGGAUGAUGAUUCUGGACGGGCCAGUUGUUGUGAACCAGAUAAUCCAGAGACAGACUUCAGUGCAAGCGACACCUGUGAUGCCAUCUCUGAUAUUGAUCAGUUCAAAAAGGUAACUGAAAAAGAAGAGGAUCUCUUGUGCCUUGGUGGAAAACAUAAUGAUGAGUCACUUACAAGCCUUGCCAACACAGACACCCAACAGCCACCUACAAGUAUUCGGUCUGAAAAUAGCCAGCUGUGGCCACCUUUUGCAGACAGCAUUGAGUCAGCUAGUCCAUCAGUCCAUACCCAGCUAAGUAACCAGAAUUCGUUGACAAGUACUGACCUUUACACACAAGUGAGUGAUAUUACGCCAGCAGGCAGUGUUGUACUUUCACCAGGGCAGAAAUCGAAGAUGGGGAGAGCACAGUGUGAAGGCUGCACAGAACAAAACUACACCAUGGACAACGCCUACUUCUGUGAGGCAGAUGUGAAAAAAUGUAUUGCUGUGACUUCCCAUGAAGAGGAUGAGCUGCAUGUUCAGGAGCAAAGCUGUAGCGAGGAUGCUUACUUCACCACAGAGAGCCUUACCACUACUGGUGUCAACCUUGGAGCUUCGACAGCAGAAACCCCAGAGAUGCCUGUCCCAGACUAUACGUCUAUCCAUAUCGUUCAUUCUCCACAAGGCCUUGUCCUCAACGCAACUGCACUGCCUGUGCCAGACAAGGAAUUCAACAUGUCUUGUGGCUAUGUGAGCACAGACCAGCUGAACAAAAUCAUGCCAUAGCUCUUCUUCGACUAGGUGUGUGCAGUAUUCCACAGCAGAGAGUCAGCUUAUGCUUGUCUGCUGAAACCAAAAUGAAGUCUAAAAGUUUCUCGUGGUUCUUACAAUUUUAUCUGAAAUAUUGCAACAUAAAAUACUCAUCAAAAUAUUCCUAUUGUGUUCUGUAAAUAUUAUCUAUGAAAUUGUCUUGAGACUGUUUUACUAGCAGUGGCUGUCUUGUUCUUGUGGGUGUUGAUUUUUGUGAUGCUAAACAUUGAAAUUGCUAUGUAUAAUGUACAGUAAAUCAUGCAUUUUGAUAAAGCUAAAAAUCAGGUGGUUUCAGGUCUAAGAAUUUAGUAAAAACCGUGCUGUUGGCAAAGAUCUUUGUAUCAGUAAUUUGGAAUUGAACAUAUAGGUGGAAAAACAAAAGUAGAUUGAAUAAAUAACAUAUCUAUUUUGAUUUAUAUAAAUUAAUAAUAUAUAUUUUAAUACUUUAGUC
Apaloderma vittatum (bar-tailed trogon) is the source of this 2235-nucleotide messenger RNA. It is a transcript of the gene GHR, whose product is annotated as growth hormone receptor. The transcript is spliced from 7 exons. The annotation marks the transcript as partial. The record is from RefSeq and is a predicted model, not a curated record. Lineage: Eukaryota; Metazoa; Chordata; Aves; Trogoniformes; Trogonidae. Gene Ontology annotation, biological process: growth hormone receptor signaling pathway; positive regulation of receptor signaling pathway via JAK-STAT; cytokine-mediated signaling pathway. Gene Ontology annotation, molecular function: peptide hormone binding; growth factor binding; cytokine binding. Gene Ontology annotation, cellular component: membrane; growth hormone receptor complex; cytosol.